Penicillium olsonii is the source of this 267-nucleotide messenger RNA. The record is from the annotation of a GenBank genome assembly. NCBI's taxonomy places the organism in Eukaryota, Fungi, Ascomycota, Eurotiomycetes, Eurotiales, Aspergillaceae.
AUGGCCAACUCAAGCAAAGUUCCUGAAAGCGAGCACGCUCGUCUGCAAAACGACUUCGGCGCCGAUUACUGGGUUCGCAAGCCUGAAGCAGAGCAAAGGCGUCCUACCCUUGGACGAGGCUUGUUUGCCGGUCUCCAGGACACAAAGCACUACAAUGUUGAGAGUGGCUGGGCACGACGCAAGCCUACAGAUUCUCAGCCUGGAAUUUUGGGCUCGCUGUGGAGUCGGUAUGUAUUUCCCUUGUUGCUAUUGAAUAGUAUAAGCUGA